This is a messenger RNA of Lycium ferocissimum, 2176 nucleotides long. Its product is annotated as pentatricopeptide repeat-containing protein At2g25580-like. The transcript has 2 exons. Lineage: Eukaryota; Viridiplantae; Streptophyta; Magnoliopsida; Solanales; Solanaceae. The record is from RefSeq and is a predicted model, not a curated record. Gene Ontology annotation, molecular function: RNA binding; zinc ion binding; protein binding. Gene Ontology annotation, biological process: RNA modification.
AUGCCUCAGCAAAACGUUCCCACUGGAAAUGUAAGGAAUGUUCAAUCUGAAACAUAUCCACAAAGUGUAAGUGGCUAUAAUGCUAUGGAAACACAUAACAAUUCAAGUGGUUACUCAACCGGGCAAUAUCAGCAAAACUUAAACCCUUCUACUGCUCCAAAUUAUCAAUCUCAGAAUGGAAUAGUAGGCCAUCAACAAAUGUCAAGUAGUAUCGAUUCUGCUGAUAGCACCGAUAAAAUUGAUGACUUGUGUAAACAAGGUAAAGUGAAGGAGGCAGUUGAAGUUCUACAUUUGUUGGAGCAGUGACAUGUCACACUCGAUUUGUCUCGAUAUAUUAUGUUGAUGAAUGUGUGUAGCGCGGAUAAAUCCCUUGAGGAUGCUAAAUCAAUUCAUGAGCACCUUGUUAGAUCUCAUCCUCAACUUGACGUCAAAAUGUACAAUAAGAUUCUUGAAAUGUAUGGGAAAUGUGGCUCCAUGAAUGAUGCCUUUUCGGUGUUUCGGAAAAUGCCUCAGCGUAAUCUGACUUCUUGGGACACAAUGAUUACAUGGCUUGGUAAGAAUGGUCAUGGAGAAGAUGCAAUAGGAUUGUUUGGGGAAUUCAAGAAAACUGGGAUGAAACCUGAUGGACAAAUGUUUCGAGGUGUCUUCCAUGCUUGUAGUGUUGUUGGUGAUAUAGUUGAGGGCAUGUUGCACUUUGAGUCAAUGAGUAAGGAUUAUGGCAUUGUUCUCUCCAUGGAGCAAUAUGUGGGAGUGGUAGAUAUGUUGGCAGGUACAGGAUAUCUCGAUGAAGCUUUGGAGUUCAUUGAAAGGAUGCCUAUAGAGCCAAGUAUCCAAGUAUGGGAAACAAUGAUGAAUCUCUGUAGAUUUCAUGGGAACUUGGAUCUUGGGGAUCAUUGUGCCGAGAUUGUUGAGCUCCUAGACCCGUCUCGUUUGGAUGAACAGUCAAAGGCAGGUUUUUUGGCUGUAAACAUUGCUAAGGAGAAAGAGAAGAAGAAAUCUGCUCAAAGUCUUCUUGAGGCUAGAAGCAAAGUUCAUGAAUAUCGUGCGGGUGGUAGAUCACAUCCCGAUCAUGAGAAGAUAUAUGCAUUGCUUAGGGGUUUAAAGCAGCUAAUGAAGGAGGACGGUUAUAUACCAGAGACUAAGUUUGUGUUACAUGAUCUAGACCAAGAAACUAAAGAGGACGCUUUAAUGGCUCACAGCGAGAGAUUGGCUUUUGCUCAAGGUCUUAUGAAUAGCUCUGCACGAUCACCUAUCCGGACUAUAAAGAAUCUGCGUGUCUGCGGUGAUUGCCAUAAUGCAUUGAAGAUUGCUUCAAAGCUUGUUGGUCGGGAAAUUAUCAUGCGAGAUGCUAAGAGAUUUCAUCAUUUAAAAGACGGAUUGUGCUCGUGUCGGGAUUAUUGGUGAAGAUCCUAACCUUCAGGUUGGUCAUCUUGUGAAUAAAAUCUUGUUUGAAUGCUUUAUUUUGGGGUUCGACUUAUAUGACAACUUCAUGGUAAAAAAACGUAGCUUUUUCGUUCAUGUAUUUCUGAAGCAACCUUUUGUUGUAAGAAAAUAAUAAUUCCAGUAUUUAGAUUUAGUUCUGACCAUCUUUUUCUUGCAGCUUUAGCACAGCCAGACUGUCUGGCAAAGCUAUCAUUCAUAGCAGAUGGAUUUUUUUUCCUUACUCUAUCAGAUGUGAGCGACAGGGUGUUCAAAGAUCGGCAAAUACCAUAUUUAAUGCCACAUGGCCUCUUGAUUUGGUUAGUGCUGGUAAAGUGUCAAAUAUGCAUAAGUUGUCCUGAAAGGAUACAAACGUGAGCGCAAUUGCAGAUACUUGAGUCAUUGUUCUAAAGAUUGUAAAGGACGAGCCAUUGACUCAUCGAGUAACAUAACGAGCUUCUGUACCCUGUUCAUCCGGGACACAACCAAACAGAGAUCAACCAGCUUCUCAAAGUGGAUUAGCUAGACUAGUCGGUGGCAGUUGGCCAUGAAGUGGAAUUGUUUUCCAAGUCUCAAGCUAAUUGUUUCACAUUCUGAAGUAUAGAGAUUAAUAGGAUAAGAUUCUUAGUGUUCAAAAUAUUUUAAUUUGAGUACAUUCAUUCUUUUAUGAAACAGUAAUAUUAGUACCAUGCUGUUGUAUCCUUGUGCUUUGGUUGAACCCCUUUUAACUCGUGUGUUGGCAUAUUUUGUUUCUCUU